Molecule: messenger RNA, 1673 nt
Organism: Rattus norvegicus (Norway rat)
Lineage: Eukaryota; Metazoa; Chordata; Mammalia; Rodentia; Muridae
Gene: Rchy1
Product: ring finger and CHY zinc finger domain containing 1
Exons: 9
Coding region: 393-1178 (261 amino acids)
Cellular component (GO): nucleus; cytoplasm; nuclear speck
Molecular function (GO): zinc ion binding; ubiquitin-protein transferase activity
Source: RefSeq, marked provisional
GCCGCUCCUCACAGGCGCUGGCGGCCCAGGGCGGCCUACAGCAGCGCCCGCCCGGCGUCGCAGUGGUCCCCUUCGCCCCGCAAUCUGGGCUGGCAGCAAUGGGGGGGGGGAAGAAGAGCCAACCUAAGAGUUAUUACCGUUAGCAGCGACGACAGCGACUAACGUCGACGACGGAAUAAGCGUCUCACUUGGCUUUCGCCCCUUCCUCCAGGAACCGGACAUCCGGCUGCUCCAGAUCACGUGAUCAUCCGCCAUAUUGACUGUAGUGGCCUCUGCUCCGAGGAGGAGGGGUAUCAGACCGGCUCUGCUUCUUUAAGGCGUGGCUUCCAAGCUGGGGGAAGGUUCUGUGGAUUGUGUGGAGGGAGGUGGAGGAGGAGGAGGAGGAGGAGGAGAUGGCGGCGACGGCGCAGGAAGAUGGCGUCCGCAGCCCGGCUCCAGGGCCGCGGGGUUGCGAGCACUAUGACAGAGCCUGUCUCCUCAAGGCACCUUGUUGUGACAAGCUCUAUACAUGCCGGCUAUGUCACGACACCCACGAAGAUCAUCAGCUGGACCGCUUCAAAGUAAAGGAAGUGCAGUGCAUCAACUGUGAAAAACUCCAGCAUGCCCAGCAGACUUGUGAGGACUGCAGCACACUGUUUGGAGAAUAUUACUGCAGUAUUUGCCACCUGUUUGACAAAGACAAGAAGCAGUAUCACUGUGAGAGCUGUGGGAUUUGUAGGAUUGGUCCAAAGGAAGAUUUUUUUCAUUGCUUGAAAUGUAACUUAUGCCUAGCCAUGACUCUUCGAGGAAAACACAAGUGUAUUGAAAAUGUUUCCCGGCAGAAUUGUCCAAUAUGCUUGGAGGACAUUCAUACCUCCCGUGUCGUUGCUCAUGUCUUGCCAUGCGGGCAUCUCCUACAUAGAACGUGUUAUGAAGAAAUGUUGAAAGAAGGUUACAGAUGCCCAUUGUGUAUGCAUUCUGCCCUAGACAUGACUCGGUACUGGAGACAAUUAGACAUUGAGGUAGCACAGACUCCUAUGCCAUCCGAAUACCAGAACGUGACCGUUGAUAUUCUCUGCAAUGACUGUAAUGGACGAUCCACAGUCCAGUUCCAUAUCUUAGGCAUGAAAUGUAAGCUUUGUGACUCCUACAAUACUGCUCAGGCUGGAGGCCGCACAGUGUCCAUGGAUGAGCAGUGAGAAGCCUGUCCUUGGCUGGAGAACAGCUCUGGGAUGUAGAUGAAGCUCUGUGUGGAAGACCCCGAUGUCCGGAUGUGUCCUAACUAUGCGUAGAGAUGUUUGUACCUGUCAACAGAUCAUACCUAUACACCAAGGACUCAAGAUCUCAGAUGGAAUCAGAAUAUCACUCACUGGAUGAAGCCUCUGAGCGUGUGUUGAUUGGAAAGUCACUUAGUGUCAAGUUUUGAAGCCAAUGAUGUUUGUCCCAGAUAUAGUCACAGUCAUCGAAAUAUUUUAUAUUUUCAUGGAACUUUAAGUGACACUAUGCACGCAGACUUAAUUUCUAGUUCUUGAUAGAACUACAUUCAAUUUUAACUAGUCUUUGAUUUUAAGGGCUGUACUAUAAUUUUUAAGUUCUUAUUGUUAAAAUCUAAUUACAUGUGCUUUUUAAUUUUCUGACAGUCCUUAGGAUCCUAUACAUAAAAUUUUAUGUAAUAAACUACUAAUGAAAUUGUA